AUGUUUUCCGUUCAUUUCUGGCAGACCCGGCGUCGACCUCCAGAUGCUACUUCUUCGCUGGCUGAUGGCAUUCAGACCCCCAGCCACGGACGGUGCCAGACAAGCAACUGGACAGGACAGCUCAGCAGCAGGACCCUGGCCACAAUCGCGGCCAGAGCCACUGCCCCCUGGCUACAGACCACUUCUGAUGCCCAUCUUGGGAGCCCUCCCACCACAGUCUGGCUUGCCGAGGCCCCACCACAGGGGCCGAAGCACUGGGCGGUGGUGGCAGCUGUAGCAGUGGUACCUACAGCUUUGGGGCCAGCCCCAAAGGCACGUGGGAACCUGUUUCAGGCCACUCUGCGGCCCCUCCAGGACCACAGUGAGCCCCAGGACAGCCCCAGAGCUCACCACUGUCUCUUCUUGUCACUGAAACCUGGGCGAGGGCUCAGAAUGGAAGGCGGUACUUCCGACAUGAACCCUCAGACCAGACAGGCGCCUGCGGAGGACCAGUUGAGCCGAGCUCAAGACAACCCGGAGCCCAGGCAGCAGCUGCCGCUGCUUUCUGAGCCUUCAGACUCUGCCCAGCCUGAAGCCAAGUAUGUGGAGAUGUGUGCUUCAGCUGAAGUCCGACGGGAGAGCCCCCAGACCACGAAACUACUACUGGAACACUGCCCUACGGAGCAGGCCUCCGGGAGCCCAAAGACAAAAGCCCAGGAUGAACCCAACAGCGGUGCCAGGGAGGCUCAAAGUCCUAGGAAGAGUCCUGCUUCUUCCCAAUGUCCCAGCUCCCGGACUGGUGAGAAUGACUUCUCAUCUUCCUCCUCCUCCCCAAUAAACAGAGCAGAAGACACUGGCCUUUCCAAAACGGAUGAUCCCACCAAGUUACGGGGGGUCCUGGCCACCUCCUCUUCAUCUUUAGGCUUUGAGAGUGAGCCGGAAAUGAGCUGCCAACAACACAAUGGAGAAGAAGCAGGGGAAGGGGUGGGAGCGAGGGAGGAUAGAGGAGGAGGGGUCAGUGAUGGAACAGAGUGCAAGGACAUUAUUACCAAGUCGCAGGGCAAGAGGGACCCCCUGAAGAAUGAGGACGCACACUACAUCACCACCCAUGAGAUCCAGCUGAGUGAAGUGGAGCAGGGCAUGGAUUUCGAUGUGGGGCUGGCUUCUCGCUGGGAUUUCGAGGACAACAACGUGAUCUACUCGUUCGUGGACUAUGCUUCCUUUGGUGGCAGUGAUGAGACCCCAGGAGACAUCACCACCGAAGAAGAGGAUGACAACAGCUGUUACGCCAGCACCACGCCGAGCACCAACACCACCCGGACUCCCAGCCCCAUCAGCAGUGACCUGGCUCGCCCUAGUGCAGGCAGCAGUGGUCGUGAUACCAGCAGCACAGAAGUGGGCAGCGGCCCCUCUGACAGUGACACUCUUCCCCCACCCACUGGACCUGGCACUGCCACUCCACCUGAGCCUUUACUGGAGCUCCGGGAGGCAGCCUCAGGGGCAUCGGCCACUGCAGCAAGCAGCUGUAGGAGUGCAGCAAGCCAGAUCCUCCUAUCAAUCAAGCCAACUUCCCGGGCUAUAAAUGAGCCUAGCAACGUGUGUGCAAAGCAAAACAUUAUUUAUGCUGCCAAGCAUGAAGGCGACAUGAGCCUCCGCGUCUCUACGACUGCUGAACACAAUUCAAGUUCACAGAAGCAAAAUUCGGCUACAGCCGUGGCUCAGGACCAUGCAAAGAAAUUCAUUGCAGUCCCAGCUCGACUGCAAACCAGGUGUGGGGCCAUUCGGGCCAAGGAGCUGGUGGACUACUCCAGCGGAGCCUCCAGUGCAGUGAGCGAGCUGGACGAUGCAGACAAAGAGGUGAGAAACCUAACUUCCAGGGCCUUCCGGAGCCUUGCUUACCCCUACUUUGAGGCUCUGAACAUCAGCUCCCGAGAAUCCUCCGCCACGCUCUCUGAAGUGGGCUUUGGACGAUGGUCAACUUUCCUGGACUUAAAAUGUGGAGGUGUCGGAGCCAGGGUGGAACAGAGCCUGCUGAGAAGCAGUGCCGCCUCUGUGGCUGCAGGUCUGAGGAAGGGUGGUGGCCCCCGAGCGACUGCAGACCAGAUCUACCUCCAGGCCAAGAAGCCCCAGACCAAGGCCUUGGAGUUUGUGGUCAGCAAAGUUGAGGGAGAAAUCAAGCAUGUGGAGACACCCCUGUGCUUCCAGAAACAGGUCCAAACUGGCUCCCGGGUUGUCACACUUCUGGAGCCCCUCAAUCUACGAAGUGAGAGCAAAGCCAGCUCAGCCACUGGGCCCUGCAGAAACAGCAAAGGCUCCAACAAAGGCCCAGGGUCGGUGAACACAGAUGAUGGGUCAGAAACAUCUGAGGGUAGCAAGCCUGCCUCUCGCAGUGACGGCCCCCAGAAGAAGUCCAAAUUUGCUUCAAGUCUGCUCAAAAAUGUCAUUUCCAAGAAGAUGCAGCGAGAACAUGAGUUCAAGAUGGAGAGAGGAGAAGUCACCGAUACAUCGCGCCGGAACAGUACCUCUAAGGAGACAGAAGUGACCAACGCAUCGCGCCGCAGCGCCCCCAGCGCCUCUAAGGAGACAGAAGGACUUCCUGGGGCUGAGAAGCCCUGGGAGAGGGGUCUGCAGAGGCAGAGCUCGCGUCACUCCGAGGCGAGUUCCGAGUACACCGUGGUCAGCGUGUCUGAUGUAGGUGGAGAAGGGUCUGUCGUAGGUUCUAAGUCCCCUGUUUUCAAAGCCAGUACUCCUCGAGAGAGCAACGCCGGCCCCGGCCGGAAUGUCUCUGAUGGACACACAGAUGUGUGUGAAAUUAAAAAGAGUGCUUCAGAGACUGUGAAGGGCAUCUUUCUCCGGAGUCAGAACAGCGCCUUCCGGACGUGGAAGGAGAAAGAGGCAGAGAAGUUGGAGGAGAAAGCCCCUAUCGGGAAGCUGAAGCUCCCCAAAGGUGGGGACUGGAAGGCUGAUCUUGGGGAGAUCUCUGCCAGCAAGUCUACCAUCAUGUCUCGCCUCUUCGUGCCCAACAUCCAGCAGACGCCCAAGGAUAAACAGCCAGAGAAGCAGGCCACCAAGUACCCUGCUGCUGCCCAGGCCACCUCCAUGGCAGUGAUCAGGCCCAAGGCUCCUGAAAUCAAGAUCCGGCUGGGGAGUGUACAACAGCCAAGCUCAGACUUCAACAUUGCCAAGUUGCUCACGCCCAAACUGGCUAGUGGCAGCAACUCGAACCUCUUUAAGACCAUUGAGGACAACAACAGGACCCAGCAGAAACUCUUCCGUGGUGGGGACAAUCUGGAAAAAGUGCCUCAGUUCCAGGUAAGAGAUGUUAGAGACAAGUCCAAGGCCCAAGGACCUCUCCACCAGGUGAGAGAUGUCAGGAAACUGAUCAAAGGGUCAGGGGACAGCAGUGACAAGGGCAGCAUCACCCCAGAGCAGGGGUUGACGGGGUCCAAGCCCAGGCAGCUGGCUGCAGCCGCUGGAGGAUCUAGGUCCCUGUCCCCUAUGGUGAUCACAUGCCAGGCAGUUGUGAAUCCAAGAGAAGACGGUGUGGACCGAGAGGCCAGGGAAGGUGUGGGCAAAGCAGGCAGUGGCAGUAGGAUCUUGAACUCCUCCCCAGAAGGGACUGUCUUGGUUCACAGGGCAUCUGGCAGGCUGCCUGUGGCCACCAUUGCCCCCAAUAAAUCCGAGCAAGGCUCUUACCUGCCUGUGCUCAAGAUUGUCUCCAAGGCUCAGAGGACCCCAGAGAAAACCAAAGAGGAAGACAUCAAGGAGGAAGGGAAAGCGCCGAAGCCAGCUCGAAAUGCCUUGGAGAAGCUAACAGCUGCAGUCAGGUCCAUGGAAGAGCUGUACAGCUUCAACAGGAAUGAAUGGAAGCGCAAAAGUGACCCUUUGCCCAUGAUGGCUGACAGCCAUGUCCUGUCCCUCAUUGCCAGCGAGGAGAGGGAAGGGGUCACCGGACCUGAAGGAGACCCUGACAAGCUGACCAAGCAGUUGGGGGCAUAUGAAGAACAACGAGACACGGGACACAGAGGUGGCGUGGUCCUGAGAGGGGGCCCCAUAGAACGUCUGCAGAGGAGAAACUCUAACCCCAGCACGGAGAGCGUGUCUGCCCGGGCAGCUGCCUUUGAGAACAUGGCCAGAGAAAGGCCCAGGUCUCUCUAUAUUCCCCCAGUCCACAAGGACGUGGAAAGAACCCAACCUCUGCAGCCCCUCCCCCCACUCCCCAGCAACCGGAACGUGUUCACGGUGAGUGCUAGCAGCGCUCAAAAAACCGGGGGUGUGGCGGGCAAAUUCCCUCAGGGGCCUUCUCCAGAGAGCCUUUCAACAGGCAAGGGCAUCAAAUCCCAGGGACUCAGAUCCCUCAAGAUCUCCCCAGCCACCCGAGCACCGCCCGAUGAGGUCAACAACAGGAAAACUGCGAUCAGUUUAGAGAAGAGUAAUAGCACCUGUGAGAAUUACUUGACCAUCCCCCUUAAAGGAAGCCCUGCUUCAGGAGAGCAGCUUGGCAGGCCUGGGGCUUCCAGAGACGGGCCUCCCAGCUCCUCAGCUGCCACUCUUUGCAGCUUACCUCCGCUGAGUGCCCGCAGUCAGGUCCCCAGUAACUCCAAAGGCUCUCAUGUCAGCGGAGCCAGUAAGCCAGCUUGGCGAACCAAACCUGACAACCACCGAGAAACAGUGGCUGCCCCGACAGGGCCGCAAAGCCCUGAGCAUACGCCCACGGCCACAGCCGUCUACCACCAACAGGCUUUGCCCUUCACUCUGCAGGGGGCCCAGCCUCAGGUCCUCUGUUUCUCGCCACCUGGGAUGGCAGCCCCAGCCCCUGCAGGCCCAGCCACAGUUCCCACAGACCCCUUCCAGCAGCCACAACCUCAGCAGACCCAGCGCAAGAUGCUCCUCGAUGUAACCACCGGGCAGUAUUAUCUGGUGGACACGCCCGUUCAACCCAUGACCCGGAGGUUGUUUGACCCCGAGACAGGUCAAUAUGUGGACGUGCCCAUGACCUCCCAGCAACAACCUGUGGCACCCAUGUCCCUUCCUGUACCUCCUCUGGCCCUGAGUCCUGGGGCUUACGGACCCACCUAUAUGAUCUAUCCCGGAUUUCUGCCCACAGUGCUGCCCCCCAAUGCCCUGCAGCCCACACCCAUCUCUCACACUGCAGGAGGCGGUGAACUCUCCGUGGCAGCAGACACCCCCAGCAAAGAGACAACUGCCGCAUUUACUGAAGCCCCGUACUUCAUGGCCUCUGGUCAGUCCCCUGCCUCAUCUUCCUCCUCCGCCCCCGCAGCCACACCCCAGCUUGUGGGGGCCAAGGGCUUUGCCCAGCUCCACGGCAAGCCUGUCAUCAGUAUCGCCUCACAGCCCUUGGGGCCACGGAUCAUCGCUCCCCCUUCCUUUGAUGGCACCACCAUGAGCUUCGUGGUGGAACACAGAUGACAAGAGACUCAGGACAGCAGAGCGGAGCAGCUCCUGGAGCCAGGCAGAAAUACGGAAUGUUCUUUAAUCCAAAAGUCACAUCGUAACACUGCCAGUCCAUCUGAAAACCUACCAGUUGUGUUACGAACUUUUAUUUCUUAGGACCCGUGUGCAAGUUUGUAUAUUUUCCUGAGCAGCUCCCUUUUGAGGUGGCUUUUGUUACUUCGGUUUCACUAAGAUGACUGAAUGGUUGUGUUUCUCCCCAUAAAAUACUUCUUUUUAUACUUUAAUACAGGAUGUAUGCUUUCUUAUCCCUGCCUUCUUUCCUGCACGUGUGACCAGGCAACCAGGCAAACAGAACACUGAGUAUUUGAACGGUUCAUUCAAAGCAGGCCGUAGAAUCUGAUUGGUUCUAUUGCAAACCAAAUCAGCAAAUUAAUAAUAGGAUCACAAAUGACCUUGGAGCUCCUCGGACUAUAUUAGCGGCUCUC
This is a messenger RNA of Arvicola amphibius (Eurasian water vole), 5879 nucleotides long. RefSeq names its product chromosome 14 C4orf54 homolog (gene C14H4orf54). The record is from RefSeq and is a predicted model, not a curated record. Lineage: Eukaryota; Metazoa; Chordata; Mammalia; Rodentia; Cricetidae.